CGAACGAGGUAAAAGACGGAAGUUGUUUUUGCUACGCUGUUAUUGGGAAUAUCCCACCCUUCUACCACUCUUCAGACCUACGGAAUUAUUUCUCACAAUUCCUUGAAAGUGGGGGAUUCGAAUGUUUUCAUUUCAGGCACCGACCUGAGAUACAAAAGGAGAAAAACAAAGAUAAAUAUUCUGAGAAAAAAUUAACUGAAACUCAAUCUAAAAAUGAAAUUGCUGACACAAAUUCAGCACAGAAAAGUUUUGAUUUGACUCAGUUUUGCAAAGUUUGGACUUCUGAAAUUUCUGCGAAUACUACAGCAAGUAGAAAUACAAUGUGUUGUGUUGUGAAACUGACUCCUAUAAAUCGUCUAAAGCUUAUAUCAAUGUAUCACAGAAAGCACUGGUUGAAUCGGAAAGGAGAAUCUAUCCGUUCCUUAUGUCGCAUUGAUCCAGUUCAAUUACCUGACAAAGACACUAUUGCAGAUAAGUUUAAGACACGUCAUGAAAGUAAAACUAUUGCCAGUGAUAGAGAGACUUUUACACAAGCAGACCUAGAUGGUUUAAUAGAACUUAAACCACCAGACAUAAUGCCACAUGGCAAUGUUGGAACACCUACCCAAAUAUUUCUUGAUCUCAUAAAUAAAUGCUUACUCCCCCCAAUAGUGAUUAAAAAACUAGGAUUGACUUUCCCAAAGACUAGAACUAAUAAGAGAUAUGGGAAUGUUCCAUUUGACUAUGGGGGUGAUGUGGAAGAUACUUCACAAAAUGAUACAAUAGAAGAAGAUGUAAAAACUGCUCAGGGUCAUUUAAUCACCGGAGAAAAUGAAGAAAAAGAACAUGACAGAUUACUUAGUAAUAUGAGCAAAAGAGAAAGAGAAAAAUUGGAAAAGGAUGAAACAAAAAAGUUGAAAGCCAAAAAUAUAGAGGAGGAUAUGAUCCCAGAAUGCAACAGUUCAGGAGAGGAUGAUGACACAUGUGAAGAGUGGGAGCGACAUGAGGCAUUACAUGAUGACCCUUCUAACGCUGAGCGUAACAAGGAACGAUUGUUUGAAGAGAAGAUUGAACUGAAAUGGGAGAAAGGAGGAAGUGGUCUCGUAUUUUACACCGAUGCUCAAUAUUGGGCUAAGGAAGAGGGCGAUUUCGAUGAGCAGACAGCAGAUGAUUGGGAUGUAGACAUGAGUGUAUACUACGACCCUACUGGUGGAGACAAGGACGCAAGGGAUCACGUCACAAUGCGACGAGAAAAGAGACGUCGCGAAGGUCUACAAGAUGAGGAUGAAAGCGUCGGAAAAUUUGAACAGUUCACAAAGGGUGUUGGUCGUAAAGUGCUGGAGAAGCAAGGCUGGAGGGAGGGGGCUGGUCUAGGAGGUAGUAGAAUAGGUAUAUCUACAGCACUUGAAGGAGAAGGACAGAAACCAAGAGAUAAAUCUGGAUUAGGGUAUCAUGGUGAAAAACUGAGCAGGAAUGUCAAGAAAAAGAGGGCAGAAAGGGAUGUUAUCAUAUCAACCAGUUACGAUGAACCGAGAGACAAUGACCCUUUAGAGCCUCUUCUCAGGAGGUCAGAACCGUAUACACUGAAAUACAGGGACUCAGUGUUGUUUAAUAAAUCAACAGAUCCAACUUGAUGAUAAUAGAUAACUAGCUGUAUAUAGUGAAAUAAAGAUGUCGGUAGUAGUUUUGAUUGGG
Messenger RNA from Owenia fusiformis, 1674 nucleotides. The record is from the annotation of a GenBank genome assembly. Lineage: Eukaryota; Metazoa; Annelida; Polychaeta; Sabellida; Oweniidae.